AAGGAGAACUGUUGUUUUACACUAUAGACUCUGACACUCUGUCAAUGAGUGGAGCUCGCGUCUUUUGUAUCACGACACCACUACUACUAAGAUCAUCAUCAUCAACCUUCUUCUUCCCCAAGAUCUCGACCCGACCCGUUUUCAGAUUAUCACCCGUAGCCAUGAGCACCACCACCACUACUAGCAAAAGCCAAGAGGAACUCGAUUCCAUUCGCAAACAGAAACGGGUCGUGCGCUCCACUGUUCGCAAAUCCCUAAAAGCCAUGGACCCUUCUCUCCGAACCCAACAAGAUGAUGCGAUUCAAAAGACCGUUCUUGAAGCUCCCUGGUUCAAAUCAUGUCGGGGAUUGUGUGCUUACAUUAGCUGCAAAUCUCUCAAUGAAGUCGACACUUCUAAAAUCCUGUCUGAGAUUCUGCAACGUCCUGAUUCAAGUACUAUGGCUAAGAAAAAGCUAUAUGUCCCUUGGGUGGAGGAUAAGAACAGUAACAUGCGUAUGCUGCACAUAUCUCAUAUGGAGGACCUCAUUGCAAACUCCAUGAACAUUUUGGAACCAGCUCCUGUUGAUGCCCAAGGGAAUGAGCGUGAGGAUGUGUUGCAAGCAGAGGAACCGAUCGAUUUGUUCAUCUUGCCAGGUCUUGCGUUUGACAGGUGUGGGCGACGUUUAGGUCGUGGAGGUGGCUACUACGACACUUUCUUGAAGAGAUACCAGAAUCGUGCGAAGGAGAAGGAUUGGAGAUAUCCACUUAUGGUUGCAUUGUCAUACUCUCCUCAAAUUCUUGAGGAUGUAAGUAUACCUGUUACACCGAAUGAUGUUCCGAUCGAUGCCCUUGUGUCACCUUCUGGUGUAUUUCCCAUUACCCCUCGGGCUAUUGAAAUAAUGUGAGCUCAGGUGCUUGUGUUUUGGAGCUGACACUCCGAUGAUUUGUUGGUAUGCGCUUGAAGGCUGGAUUUUGGAAUCAGCAAACUCAGUAUCAGCUUCUGUAAUUGCCACUAAAAGAUUUUACUAAAUUUGAUUUGAGCCUUUUCUGUAUGAUGAGAUAUGAAGUUCAAUCCAAUGGUCUUCCACCCGUUUAUUCUUAUAUCAAUCUUUUUUGCCGCACAGGAUGAUGGUUGUUGGGUUCUUUUCUUGAGCUUUGCUCAUGGGAAUUUAUAUGUACUUUUGAAAUUUUUA
Camelina sativa (false flax) is the source of this 1172-nucleotide messenger RNA. Its product is annotated as 5-formyltetrahydrofolate cyclo-ligase, mitochondrial. The record is from RefSeq and is a predicted model, not a curated record. Gene Ontology annotation, cellular component: mitochondrion. Gene Ontology annotation, biological process: folic acid-containing compound biosynthetic process; tetrahydrofolate interconversion. Lineage: Eukaryota; Viridiplantae; Streptophyta; Magnoliopsida; Brassicales; Brassicaceae. Gene Ontology annotation, molecular function: 5-formyltetrahydrofolate cyclo-ligase activity.